AUGGCUUCAUGUCUGCGUCGAUAUCGCCACUGGAUCCUGUGUUGCUGUUCACCAUGCAUGCUGCUGCUCACAGUCUACCUCUAUGUCACAAUAGCUUUGUUCUUAACCAUGAAACACAGUGCACAUAUUGGUGGACCCAUCGUUUAUCCUGUGCUACCACAAAACUUUGUGGCUCCCCACCCUGGGAAUUUCUUUUGGAGGACCCAACUAGAAAGUGGAGCACUAUGGAACUUUAUCCAGCAUGUCACUGAUCGCCAGAAUAACCCAAUCCUGAGGCCUGGACUAGCUACUACCGCUAACCUCUCCACUAAUUCCAAUGAAACGGCAAUGUCCACAGGAAAAGGGAUUGGAUGUUCUCCGAAUUAUGAGAUAAUCAGUAAAAUUCCAGAUUAUUCAACUCUACCAACCCAGAUGAAAAAGUUUGUCACCACUAUGCACUGUCAAGACUAUCCGCUGAUCAUUGACCCUGAAGAUGUGUGUGACCAUGGACCACUGGCAAAGACUCAGGCUCCAUUGUUGCUCUUGGCCAUCAAAACUCAGACUGCAAACUUGGAGAACAGGGAAGCGAUAAGACAAACUUGGGGUCGUUCAGGAAAGGUGAGAGGCCAAGGUGGAAGGAAAAGACUUGUUCGCAGGGUCUUCCUUUUGGGGAAGACUGAAGACUUGCAUAAUGAAAAGGAAUUACAACUAGAGGGUAAUGAAUACGGCGAUAUCAUCCAGUGGGACUUUAUGGAUACUUUCUUCAACCUUACACUGAAAGAUGUGCUGUUCUGGGGUUGGUUCUCAAGGCAUUGCCCACAUGCCCACUUCAUCUUUAAGGGCGAUGAUGAUGUCUUUGUUAGGAUGCCCGCUAUGCUGGACUAUCUACUGCAAGAGGAGGAGAAGGCUAAUGAAAGGCUCUCAAAAGAGUCUACGCAGCCAAAUAAAAUGGAAGGGUUUGUUGUGGGGGAUGUAAUAAAUAAUGCAAAGCCGAUACGCAAUAAUGAAAAUAAGUACUACAUCCCGGGGAGCUUCUACAAAGGGUUUUACCCAUCGUAUCUUGGUGGAGGAGGGGUUGUUUACUCUGGUUCUCUGGCCCAUAGGCUUCUUGAGGUGUCACAAAGGGUUCACCUAUUCCCUAUUGAUGAUGUGUACCUGGGCAUGUGCUUAAAAAGACUAGGGGUCUCCCCUAUCUACCACCGUGCCUUUCUCACCUUUGACUUCACCAAAGAAGAGUCCAAGGAUCCCUGUGCACACCAUACCAUCCUCCUCGUCCACAAGCGCAGCCCAGCUGAAAUGUUCAGACUUUGGGCUGAAACAUCAGUGCCCAACUCUGAAUGCAGAAAUGUGAUGCUACGAGUCUAA
Messenger RNA from Myxocyprinus asiaticus (Chinese sucker), 1344 nucleotides. Its product is annotated as N-acetyllactosaminide beta-1,3-N-acetylglucosaminyltransferase 2. Gene Ontology annotation, molecular function: hexosyltransferase activity. Lineage: Eukaryota; Metazoa; Chordata; Actinopteri; Cypriniformes; Catostomidae. Bases 1 to 1344 code for a protein of 447 amino acids. The record is from RefSeq and is a predicted model, not a curated record. Gene Ontology annotation, cellular component: membrane. The transcript has a single exon.